Messenger RNA from Seriola dumerili (greater amberjack), 2439 nucleotides. RefSeq names its product spermatogenesis associated 18 (gene spata18). Gene Ontology annotation, cellular component: mitochondrial outer membrane. The coding region runs from base 63 to 1547 and encodes 494 amino acids. Gene Ontology annotation, biological process: mitochondrial protein catabolic process; mitophagy by internal vacuole formation. The record is from RefSeq and is a predicted model, not a curated record. NCBI's taxonomy places the organism in Eukaryota, Metazoa, Chordata, Actinopteri, Carangiformes, Carangidae. The transcript is spliced from 12 exons.
GGCUGCUGUCCUUUUUCCUGGGGCAUCUUAAACCUCCGAGGAUUAGUCACAGGGGACCAGACAUGGCCGACACUUUAAGGAGACUGACCAACACAUCUUCCUUCAGUGUCUUACAGGACAAGCUUGAGAGCUGGCACAAAGACUACCAUGUCAUUUCCUGUGACCAGAAUCUGAAUAGAUGUUGUGAGCUGAUUGAAUUAACAGCCAAGAUCCAGGGCCAGCUGUUUGCUAUCCUCAACCUGACAGCUGCAGAAGGUGGACACUAUGCUGGAGUGGAGACUCUCAAAACGCGCCUGCUGCCGUGGCUUGGAACCUGUUUCUCCAUGGCAAAGCCCUCGGUCACUGACGACACCAGUCUACAGCUCAUCCAGCAGGACUCGGUGGAAAAGGACAGGAGGAUCCGGGAGCUCUGUGCCUCCCAUGAGAACGACAUGCAGAAGAUGGAGACUCAGCUGUGCUCCUCUCGCUUGCAGUUGGACUCUGUCAGAGCAGAAUUGGUUGAUGCUCACAAGGAGCUGGAUGAGAUAAAGAGCAAAUCAGCAACCACUCUGCUGGCCACCGAAGAUGAAAUAUUACAACUGAAAGCAGAUUUGCGAUGUGCACACGAGCAGGUGGAGAUUUAUAAGAGGAAGCUGGACGCUCUCGAUGACUACGAGCAUCAGAUUCGCCUGCUGAGAGAUGAAGUGUCCUACCUGAGCACAGAGAAGGCCGUGCUGCAGGACAGGCUGGUGAGAAGUCGUUCUCCGAGCCCCUUGCCCAGACUCAGCAGCUGCUCCAGCCCCAUGAGGAGUGAGUCGCCCACCAGAGCCCAGCUCACCAACUCCUCCCGCCACGCACGCCUCGUGUCUCGCUUCAGUGACCUGUACGCCGUGGAGCGUCUGGAGGCCCAGACCCUGCUUCGACGUUACAUUGCUGAUUUGGAGAUGGUCCAGAAAAUCAUCUUCAUUGCUGUCGUGGAAUCCUGUAAGACAGCAAAACUAGCCUACCGUCAGUUCAAGCUGCGUGUGAAAAAGACCUUGUCCCCAUCCCACUAUGGGCCAGAGAGUCUCGAGGACGCGGCUGUGGACUACAUCGUCAGAAAUCUGGACCUGUACGAUGUACAGGACAGUGUCAAUACUGUGAUCAACACCAUGAAUGUGAACCCUCGCAUCUCCUUCCCGCCAGAAGUGGACUUUGUCCUCAUCAGUACCUUGAUCAGGGAGACCUGCAGGGUGGCCUUUGCCAUGCAGACUCUGGAGCCCCCGCUGGACUUGGCCUUUGCCAGUGAUGGAGAACUUUACAAUGACAACAAGUAUCGUCGUAGCUAUGACUCAGAGUUCGCUGCUCCUCUGGUUAUGUACCAUGUGUGGCCGGCCUUGAUGGAAGGAAAUGCUGUAAUAGUGAAGGGCGAGGCUGUGACCAGAAGAGGUGCUCUGUGGAGUAGAAGCCGCAGCCAGAGCAGGAGUUCCAGCCCCGUGCGCUCUCGCUCUCUCAGCCCGACUCGCAGUCUUGCAUUUAACAGCAAAAGAAGCUUGUCUCCUCAACGUCUCACAGCUAGCUACCUGUGAACUCUGCAGAAUCCACACCAGUGCUUCACCUCCACAAAAUAAUGUCUCACAUAUUUUGAAUUCUGAUUUCACCUGUGGGGUUGUACCGUUGUCUGCUUUCACCAAAUAAUAAAGCAAUGAAAUACUGUACUGUACUCAACCAAAGGCUGUGCAGAGUUUACAUGGUACAUCAUAGAUGAAGCAAAACGGCCUGGCAGCUAACGCAGCAGUUAUCUUAGUUUACUAUAUUUAGUCUGUUAAUAGGUUUUUGAUAGAAACUAACAGUGUUUUAGUGAGAAUCAGAAAAGUACAUCUAUCAGGUGAAAACUAGACCUGCACAGUAGCACUUUUCUUAGUCUGAGCUCAAUACAGCAACAAUUCAAAAUGUAGUCGCCUCUUUACUUUCAACAGAAGUCAACGUCCAUGUAGCUGCAGGACAGAUAGCGUGGUGCUAAUUAUCAGUGCUAACUUCAACUCCUCCAGGACUUGAGUGACUGAAAUUGGUCAUUGUGAUUUUUUUGUGUUAACGAUUGCUGUUUUUUUUUCUUCUUAUUUUAAUGUUUUUGGUGCUGUUGUUGAGAACUUACAUGAAAUGACCUCGUGAGGCUUCAGACCUUUCCAUGAUAGCCUGUUUAAAAUAGGCCAUAUAUAUAAUAACUAGUAGUUAUCAUAGUAGUAUAAUAUAGUAGUUUGUCACUGUGUGCAGUAGCUCGUUAUUUUGCAGCAAUUUCUGGACAAUAUUGUAUUUAUUAUUUUCUCAUUUACAAUUCAUGUUGUGCAUAUCACCAGUCACAUUAUCAUAUCUGAUGCUACUGUACUUCAUUUGCCUUUUAAUGGCUUGACUAGAAAAAAGAAUAAAUUUCACUAUGAUUUAAUUUGUGUUGUGAGAUGAAAAUAUUCUGUGUCUGUGCUU